Messenger RNA from Ooceraea biroi (clonal raider ant), 621 nucleotides. RefSeq lists its product as uncharacterized. The record is from RefSeq and is a predicted model, not a curated record. Gene Ontology annotation, molecular function: nucleic acid binding. NCBI's taxonomy places the organism in Eukaryota, Metazoa, Arthropoda, Insecta, Hymenoptera, Formicidae.
AUGAAACGACUCUGGAUCCACCACCAACGCACACCUCCGUACGCUCCUCAAUGCAACCCGGUGGAACGCGCUAACCGCACACUAAAAACAAUGAUCGCGCAGUUCGUCGGGGCCAAUCACCGAGCCUGGCAUCGCCAAUUGCCCGAACUGGUGUUCGCAGCAAACACCGCCGUACAUGAAGGCACCGGAUACACCCCGGCCUCCUUGACCUAUGGACGGGAGCUGCCGACCCCCGGAAGCGUACGACUGGAACACGAGGACGAGGACGAGGGAGAAGCCGAACCGCACCCCAACAGACAGCCCCGAGCCAAGCGGCUCGGACAUAUGCGAGACGCAUACCAAAUGGCCACCCUCCGGCAACAAGAGGCCACCGAGCGGCAGGGCCGUUAUUACAACUUACGACGCCGAGACUGGCGGCCGGAAGCCGGGGACGCGGUCAUGAAGCGCGAGCAUCCGCUAUCCAACGCCGCAGAAAAUUUCGCGGGUAAACUCGCGCCGAAAUACACCGGCCCAUAUAUGGUACGAAGAAUUGUAUCGCCGGUUAUCGUACAGCUUGAAGAAAACGGUCGGAAUCUCGGGAAUGUACACAUCAAAGACCUCAAGAAGUACGGACAAGAGUAA